CUUGUAUUUGACGAAGAGAAAAAAAUCAGAUCAUCUAAGAAAGACAUAAUUUGAAUAAUUUUAAAACAACAAGUAGAAACGUAGUUUAAAGAUUAAAAAAGUGUAUAAAUGAAUGUUUAAAAGUAGAAGAAUCAUAAAUUCAGUGCAAGAAUUUAUUAAAAGUUAAUUAUUUCUCCAAAAUUCACCACAUAUACAUCAAGAGAUUUUUUGUUCUUCAACAAGAUGAAUUUUAGUAAAACGCAAUUACUUUAAAAAAUCGUAUAUCGCAAUGAAUGAUUACAACCAGAUUAAAGAGAGAAGAGUUGAAAAUGUCAGCCGAAGCCCAUCAAAAGAACGCACCAUCGUCAGAUGUCGUUCGUUUAAUUCCCCACAUUGUCCCCCCUCAAGCCGUUAGUGAUCGCUCUGUUAUCGAUAGUGUUGCUGGGUUCAUCAAUGAUGUAGCACUCACAAAUACACCACAAACUGAUUCCAAAGAUCAUGUUCUUUGGGUGAAGUUUGAAAACUUAGCCGAUAUCAGUGGAACAUCUCAUGAUGAUUGGGAUCUUGAAGGAAAUCUUCCGUCUCCUUUACUGUUAUGUAUCGGAUAUAGAAGUGGAGUUCAAGUGUGGGUGAUUCCUGCAAAUGGUGAAGCUGUCGAAGCCAUGUCAUAUAAACACGAAUCCGUUAAAGUACUUCGAAUUCUUCCAACACCAUUUCUCAGCAGCAAUAGCGAGUUAGCAAGUGAUUUACUCGAUCAGUUUAUUCAUAAACGACCGCUUAUGGCUUUAUACAGUGAUGCACCCGUUCCAAACCCAUCAACACUUCAUCAAAGUCAACAAUUUCAUGCUGUCAACUUUGUUUCAAUUAAAGAUGGUGACAUUGUAAAAAGUAUUCGAUUUAAGAAUCCAGUUGUUGAUAUUAUCGCAAAUCGAACAUCUAUUGCCAUAACAUUUUCUGAGAGAAUUGCUGUGUUUGAUGCGAGAACGUUAGAAGAUCGUUUGACUGUGACAACUUGUUAUCCAUGUCCAGGAGGUCUUUGCCCAAUUGCACUUGGUGAUCGAUGGCUUGGGUAUGCUGAGAAGAAGAUUAUACCAUCAAAGGCGAGUGCUGGUGGUUGUUUCUUUGAUGGUGUGUCAAGUUACACUGCGACAGUUUUAAAUGCUGCUAAGACACUUAGUAAAGGAUUACGUGAGUUAGGAGAACAUGUAGCUGCUGGAUUGACUGGCAAUGCAUCAACUCUUUCAACAUCACCUGUCAAUAGUCCCAAUGCAGUAUCAAGUGCUGUAAAUACCGAUGGAAAUCAAGCUGGAAUUGUUACAAUCAUCGACAUCAAGAAUCCAAUUAAAGAUGUUAGUCCAACAUCAGGAACGCCCGUAACGGUCAAUGGAAAUGAUCCAAUCAUUGCUCAUUUUAUAGCACACACUGAAGCUGUUACAGCCAUGUCGUUUGAUCCUUCUGGAAUGCUUCUUCUUACAGCUGAUCGUCGUGGACAUGACUUCAAUAUUUUUCGAAUACAAUCACAUCCUUCACCACAUGUUGUUAAUCGAUUGUCACGUUUUCAUCGAUCAGCGGGAUUAUCUGCUGAUGGUCGUUCAAGCAGUCCAAUUUUAAUAUCUGAACAUGCAGUUCAUUCAACAGCUUACACCAAUCCACGUUUGCCACCAUUUCCCCAUCCAACUGUUGUACUUCCUUUAGCACAGAUUCGUCAACCAGCUAACUUGAGUUCCGUUUCGUCUUUGAGUAUGUUGUCAUCACCACAAACAUCCCAACAUCAAAAUGUCAAAAGUCAAGGAAAUAAUCGUCAACGUCAUCAUUCGAUUGAAGAAUCUUAUUCAAAACCUUUAAGAGUUGCAUCGUUGUUUGCAAAGCCUCGUUCAUGGCUUUUAGAUCCACCAGGAUUAACACAUGAAACAACAACAAAUUUACAUCUUCGUCCAGUUGAUUCGCUGUUUGUCAUAGCCAGUCAUGGUGCACUUAUUCAAUAUAAUCUUGACACAAAACAUUCAUCAGCAAUUCCCAAAGAAAAAGUUCACGAUGAAUCACCAAUUGAAUUGGAUGUUGAAGCAAAAGCACAAUGGAUUCUUGGAACACGAUCGAAUUCUUUUGGUGAUCUGUCACCACCACUUCCGAUUGAUAAUUGGUUGAUAAAAGAUCGUGUUAUUGAUAACAAUUUGAAUUUAGACUCGAGUAAUAUUGAGAAUGUCAGUGGUGAUGAGCAUGAUGAUCGUUGGUUGUCACAAGUUGAGAUAAUGACUCAUGCUGGUCCACAUCGUCGUUUAUGGAUGGGACCACAAUUCAUGUUUAAAACAUACAACACACCGAAUGGAAAUUUAUUAGGACAGAAUGACAAUGAAUCGGUUGAGAAUGAAGCGUCAAAAACAGCACGAUCAACACCAAUGAAUAUGCCAAUUCAAAGGAAUCCAACAACAGCCACAAGACCUUUGGUGCCAGUUCUCAUUGAAUCAAGUUCAUAUAGUAGUCACGAGCCGAGUCCACUUCUAUUGGAUUCAUUUCAUUAUGAAAGUACAGACUCGGAUAUCAUUAUGGGACCCGAAUCACAAUUACGUGAAGAUUUAGCUGAUGCAAUGAAAGAUUGUGCAACAGUUCCAGUUGGACGUGAUUCAGGGCGCUUAACAAAUGACGCGACACUUGAAGUUAAUGUUAGCGGGGAUCUGAGACCUUUGUCAUCGGGUAGUGGAACGUCUUCGUUAUCUCCUUCUUGUAAUUUACAAACUGUGGUCAUGUCAAUUGUCAAUCCGCAAGGAACUGUGACAACUGUAAUAAAAAGUCCUAUCGAGUUUGUUGAAUUAUACUCGGGAAAUAAUAAAAUUCUUGAAAAUUGUGAUGAGACAAUGUUUCGUCCUGUUGUUACAGUUAUGAGCGAUCCAAAUCAACAUCAACUUUUCUACGAAGAGCCAUCGCAGCCGCUUGAAAUGUCAUCGAAACUUAUUGUGCCCGCAAUUGACGAAAGAGUUCUGGAAAAGAACAAGAGGAAGAGCAAUGAAAGUAAUGAAAUAAAGAAAGUUUUAGAUCGUCAAGAAGUUGAAGAUCGUCGAAUUAAAGAAAGUGAAGAGAAGAAAACUGAAGAAGUAGUGAAGAAAGUUGACGAACAAUCAACGGGAACUGUUAACAAGAAAGGCAAGAAAAAUCAAAAGUUCAAUAAGAAAGUUAAUGAAAAGUCAAAGGAAUCUCAACCCAAAGUCAAAACAUUUAAUGUUGAGCCUGUCAAAAGUUCUGUCGUUGAAAAUGUAACAGUGAAAAUCACAGAAAGUCAUUUCGAAGAAGAGAAAAUUCUUCCUCUGAUAGUUGUUGAGAAAGAAAAGCAGCAAGAAGUAGGAGAAGAAAAAACUUCAACAUCGCUAAAACAAAAAAAGAAACUGCCAUUGAAAGAACCGUCACCAGUUCGUAAAGUAAUUGAAGAAAAACAACCGACGACUUACAAUGAACUUUUCAAUAAAAAUGAUUUUCCUUCAAUGUCGAAACAAGCAAAGAAGAAUAAAAUUCAAAACUCACCAAAGUUGGAAGAAAUUGUGCCGAGUUCUGAAAUAAAAGUUGCUGAAAAUCUUUCAAAACGUGAAAAUGAAGACGAUGAAAGAUUUGAAGGAAUCGAUGACGAUCAUAUUGAAGUAAUUCCACUAGAAAAGGAAGUCGUGUUUGAUGAAACGACGGAAGAAGAAUCGGACGUUGAAAGAAUUGACGAGCUUGAUAAGAUUUCGAUUGAGAUCAAAGAAGAAAUUUUCAUUGAAAGUGAUGAAAAUUCUGAUGCUGAUGAUGAGCUUCCAUUGUUUAAAUCACUUGAAACAUUUGAUGAAAACUUUGAGCCUUUAUGUUUGAAUGAACAACGACAAUCUUCUAAUGUUGAUGAAGAUGACGAGAAGAAUAAAAAUUUAAAAGAGAUGAAAGAAGGAGAAGAAAAACUUCAAGAAAUUUUCAAAGACAAAACUUUUGUCAUGGCGAUGUGUUCAAGUUUAAGGGAAAUGAAUGAAAGUUCUGACGGUAAUUUUGGAAUGAUGAGAGAAGAAAAAGAACGUUCAAUGUCUUCGUCAAUGGUUAGAGACCCUGAAGACGACAAAACAUUCGCUUGUGCCAUCACAACCACAGAAGCAACGACCAAUGAGAUAGACGAAAAUGAAUCUGAUUCUAAUUUUAAAGAGCUUGAUUUGGAUCCAGAUGAAAUGACAUCAGCUGAUAUAAAAUUCAAAGUUCCAGCUGACGUUAAGAAGUCAAGCGAUGAAGCUGAAGAUAUUUCAAGUCUUGAAAUGAAUUCAUCUGAGACAGACGAUUCUUCAAAGCGCUCCAUUUCAACAACAAUGUCAAAGUUCAAGUCUGAUGACGAUGAAGAGUUGAGACCGCUUUUGCAAUCAUCUGCUACUUCAUUAACAUCUCCAUGUUUAUCGUCAUCAGUCACGGUUAAUUCAACUGCAAGUACAACCGAAGCUAAAGAAGCAACCACACUGCCAGAUUCUAAUCAAAAAGCUUCGUCGCUACAAGCAAGUAGCAGCAAUAAUGGAAAUGGCAACAACAAACGAUCACCAACAAAUAGUUCAAUAUUAUCAGCUGAAAGUAGCAGCAAAAGUAAGGACUCAGUUGACAGUGCGGAACCAAAAACCGAUCUGACAGCAUCCACUGCCAAUGUUUACGGCAAGGAUACAUUAAUCAACUUUGAAAAUGAAGAGCUGAGUUCUUCCAGUUUCAGUUCGUCAUACAGUGGCGAUCUACUUCAUUUUACAAACGCAUCAGAAGAUUUAAUUUAAUUUAGAAAAGAUUUCAUCAUACUUUCUUCUUCUUCUUCCCUUUUUAUACAAGAAACAAAAAUCUAUUUCCAAUUUUUUAUUCUUUUUUACAAUUCAAAGCUCAAGUUUCGUCUUAUUUUAUUUAAUAAGAUAAAAGACAUCAACAAAAAACAACUAAAAUAAAAAAUUGAUAUUUUUAUACAGAUACCUACACACACAAAGGAUAAAUCUAGAAAGUAGCGUGAAUCUUUUUUGGACGUUUCUUUAUAUUUAAAAAUCUUCAAUGAUAUUUCUACAAUCAUGAUUAGCAAUUAUGUAAUAUGCAUUUAAUGCUAUGAUUUAAAUUUAACAUUAUUAAUGUUUGUUAUGAAACACAUCAUUAAAGCCAGUGAUUCUCAAACUGUGUGUGCCGUAAAAGUUUUAAAAAAUACUUGAAAAUUCCCACUUUACAAGAAAUAUUUUUUCAUCAAAAAAGAGAAUAGUUAAAAAUAAAACAAAAAUGCUUUUCAAGUGUUUCAUGAAAACAUUUCAACUUUACUUAUCGUAGGUCGAAAGACGAAAAAAAAAGUUUGAGAAACACUGAUUUUUUUUAGUAAUAACUUUGAGUCCGAUCUAAACACAUUUAAUUGCAUUUUAUAUUUGAUAGAUUCUCAUUUUUAAGUGUUUAGAUUGGUCGCGUAAGUAAGUUAAUAAUGUAAGAAUGAAGUUAAGAACGUUUAGAGAUGAUCUUGAAUUAAGUUGAAUAUGAAUCGAUAGAUGUUAAUGAUUUUUAAGACAGUUGGAUGUAUUUUCAGAUUCUUUGAAAGCAUAAUUAGGACCGUCAUUCUAAUUCAAAUUUGCAUUUACGUGAUGUUAUCAUAACAAUGAUUUGUUUUAUUCCAAACAUUUUCAUUAUUUAUCUGUGAACAUUUUUUCUUUUUAAAUCAAAACCGAACCAAUCAUGAAAAAGUGAGUAGAGCUCGUAUUUGAAACUCAUGAACCAUUUCCACGUUUAUUACUUUUAUAAAAGUAAACGUUUCCAAAUCAAUCAAAAAGAAAACAAAAAAUUAAUAAAUAAAAAUAAAGCUCAGUGAUAUCAGAAAUUAGAAUAAGUGGCUUGCAGUUGAUUAACAUGCUUAUCUAUUAUAGAAAAAGAAGUUGGAAAAAGUUGAUUAUUUCAUCCGCACAACACUUUAAAUCCAUUCAAAUAUAUUGAAACUUUUCUUUCAUGGAAUAGAAGAAGUUAUCUACACAAAUAUUUAAUAUCCUAUCAUAAAUAUUACAAGAAACAGAAGGAUUUACAAAAGAAAACUAAAGGAAGAAAACCUAAUCAAAUUAACGGUUUUUGAAGUUGUAGAUGAAUUUAUUUAAUUACAGAUGUUCUUAUUGUACUGUAAUAUCUACAUGAAUGGAUGUAAAUAAAUGUUAAGAUUUAAUCAUUCAGAUCUCUUAA
Molecule: messenger RNA, 6144 nt
Organism: Clunio marinus
Lineage: Eukaryota; Metazoa; Arthropoda; Insecta; Diptera; Chironomidae
Source: the annotation of a GenBank genome assembly